Myzus persicae (green peach aphid) is the source of this 2134-nucleotide messenger RNA. RefSeq lists its product as uncharacterized. The record is from RefSeq and is a predicted model, not a curated record. The transcript has 10 exons. Gene Ontology annotation, cellular component: nucleus. Gene Ontology annotation, biological process: regulation of transcription by RNA polymerase II. The coding region runs from base 84 to 2018 and encodes 644 amino acids. Gene Ontology annotation, molecular function: protein dimerization activity. NCBI's taxonomy places the organism in Eukaryota, Metazoa, Arthropoda, Insecta, Hemiptera, Aphididae.
AACAGUGUUAAGCUUAUUCUGCGACAAUAAGUGUGUCUAUUUAUUUGAAACCUAUUUAAAAUAGUAAAUUGUGCGCUUUCAAGAUGAAAAAUCCUGUCUUAGAUAUGUUUUUUAAAUAUGAAAAAUUAACAAAUAUUUCCAAAUGCAAUGUUGAAAAUUGCACAGCUAGCCUAAAAGGAAAACAUGGAUCAAAUCUUGAAAAACAUAUUUUUGCAUAUCACAAAACGCAAUACGUCGAACUACAAAAUGCUAAGUCUUAUACAUCAGAUACCAGUAUUCAAAACUCAGCAGAAAAAAGAAAAGCUGGAAACUGUGGAAAACAAAAGUUGAUGACAAAUUUUAUGAAAAAACAGUGCAUUACAAUUAACAUGUCCGAGCAAAUAUUGUUAACCGCCUGUGUAGAGUUAGUGACAAUGAAUGGAAGACCAUUAACAAUGAUGAAAGAUUCUGGUUUUAGGAAAAUAAUAGAUCCAAUAUUAGUUGGUCUUGGAUCUCAAGGCAAUUGUAUUAAUAUUAACGAACAUAAUAUAAAAAAACAUAUUUCCGAUACUGCUUCAAAUAUUAUUUCAACUAUCACUCAAGAUAUGAAUAAUAAACUGGUAUCUCUAAAAGUAGAUGGUGUUACAAGGCACAAUAAAUCGUUUUUAGGAAUAAAUGUUCAAUACAUGCUUGAAAAUACCAUGGAUUUACGUAUUAAAACUCUAGCAAUUUUUGAACUCGCUCAACGUCAUACUGCGGUCUACUUAAAAGAUACUAUUGUUGAAGUGAUGAAUAAAUAUAGUCUAAAAAAGAGACAAUUGUUUUCAAUUACAAGCGAUAAUGCUCCAAAUAUGCUGAAAAUUUCAGAUCUCUUAAAUACAAGCACUGAAGAAGAAAUAGUUUUAGAAGAAGUUGAUACAGAUACAGAGUUCAAUUUACAGACCGAAAAUAUAAACAAUGAUUUGACCCAGUUUGAAAAUGAAAUAGAAAAUGCUGUUAAUUCUUUACCAACUACAUCUAAAAUUAGAUGUGCAGCACAUAGUUUGAAUUUAGCUAUAGAAGAAGCUUUGAAAAUUAUAAGUGUUCAAAAUGUUUUAGCACGUGCUAGAGCGGUUGUUAAAAAAUUACGUACACCAAUUUUUGCUACACUUCUGAAAAGACAGAAUAAAAAAUGUGCAAUUCGUGACAUAGAAACUCGUUGGUCAUCAGUGUACGAUAUGCUUUCAAGAUUGUGUGAGUUGAAAGAUUUUUGUCUUGAAUUUCAAGAAACAAUGCCAGAACUACUAAUAUCCAUUUCAAAUUGGAAUAAAAUUGAAGAAAUGGUUGAUACACUGAAACCAGCUAAAAUAGGACUUGUCCAAUUACAAAAAGAAGAUAUAACAUUGAGUGAUUUUUUUGCCAUUUGGUGGAAUGUGAUGGCAAAAUUAAAAAAAAAAAAUUCAAUUUUAUCUAAUGCGCUACAGAAUACUAUGCAUCAAAGACAAAUAUUAUUAUUUGCUAAUCCUACAUUUGCAGCAGUGACUUACUUGGAUCCUCGAUUUCAAUGUAUACUGGAUGCAGACCAAAAAUCCAUAGCAAAGGAUCAUUUGGUUAAAACAUGGAAUACAAUUUUAGAAGUGGAAGGUAAUGUUCAAUCUAGUCAAAGUCAUGUAGUUGAAACACAAGUGCAAAUGGACGAAAACAUUGAUAAUGAGAUGGACGAUUUAGAAGUUUUUUUACAAACCCAAAACAACAGUAAUAUAGGAUCAGUAACUACUUCAGUGGGGCAUCGAUCAGUUCGUAUAUUGAUAGAAGAGUUUGAUAAUGUUACAAGACUUCAUCAUAAUAAGUGUGUUCAUCAAUUCUGGAGGGAAAAUAAAUUGCAAAAACCUGAACUAUUCAAAUUAGCUCAAGUAUUAAUGGCUGUCCCAAGUACUCAGGUAACUGUUGAACGUACAUUUUCUGGGCUCAAGUUUAUAUGUAGUGACCUAAGAUCAUCAUUAUCAUCAGAUUUGCUCAAUGAAAUCAUGAUAAUAAGAGCAAAUAAGAUAGGAAUAUAGUGUAUAUUACACAGACUACUUUUUUUUGUUUAUUGUUUUGUUUUUCAAAUAUUAAAUUUGAACUUUGAUCAUAAUAAAAUGUUUUGUAUUUCAAUUGUUUCAUGUUUAUCAAACUG